Molecule: messenger RNA, 984 nt
Organism: Plasmodium malariae
Lineage: Eukaryota; Apicomplexa; Aconoidasida; Haemosporida; Plasmodiidae
Product: conserved Plasmodium protein, unknown function
Exons: 1
Coding region: 1-984 (327 amino acids)
Source: RefSeq, a predicted model, not a curated record
AUGUUGCACAAUUUACUGCACAAAAGGAAAAGUUUUACUAUAAUUUUACCUGACCAGGGAUGCAGGUUUUUUAAUAAAUGGGUAAGUAAUAAAAAGCAAGGGAUAAAUAUUCUUUAUAAAAGACAUUUUGGUGUUUCAGGAAGUUAUGGAUAUAGCAUUUUUGCAAAAGAAGGAAACUAUAAUUCUAAUGUAGGUAAGAAUAAUUUACAUCAAUAUCAAGAUAAAUAUUAUGGUAACAAUUUAAUAAAAGUAAAAAACUUUUAUUUUACCAAGUGGCCUGGGACGGUAUCAAAAUUAGGGGGAUUUUAUUUUUUCGGUAAAAAUUACAACAUGGGGUUUUACCAUAUGCUUAUAGAAGAAGAAGGAGAAAUUAAGAAAGAUAUAGCUCUAAUAUCAAGUUGUAACAAAAGACAUAUUGAACAUAAAAAAAUUGAGAACAAAAUGAAGGAUUUAUCAUGUGGUUACUCUGUUCAAAUAAUUUUAUCUGGAAAAGGUGUUAAAUGUUAUUAUGAAGAUAUAAAUUAUACGCCAAUUAAAAUAAAUUAUAGGAAUAACAUAAAACAAUAUUACAAUUUUAAGAAACCACAUAAGGAUUUAAAAAUGAUAGAAGAAAAAAAUAAUGAAAAUGUAGAUGAAAAUGUAGAUGAAAAUGUAGAUGAAAAUGAGAAGGAAGAAGAUGUUAAAACUUCUGAAGAACAAAAACAGAACAGAAAUAGAACAAAAAAAGUUAAAAAAAUUUUUGUCCGUUUAGGUAUAGGAACAAAAAAUAUUGAUAUUACAAGAGUGUUAACUAUGCAUAAAAAAUAUGUUAAUAUAGAUGUAGACAAAACUGGUACCAUAAUAAAUGUCUAUGGAUAUAACAAAAAAUAUGUCGGGUCAGUUUCUCAUCGAUUAUAUAAAAUAGUCAAAAUGAAUGUCUACACAAUGAAAGGUGGCUAUGUGUAUCUCCAUAAGCCUAAGCAAAAAAUCCCUAAAAAGAAAUGA